Molecule: messenger RNA, 1130 nt
Organism: Nicotiana attenuata
Lineage: Eukaryota; Viridiplantae; Streptophyta; Magnoliopsida; Solanales; Solanaceae
Product: bZIP transcription factor 53-like
Exons: 1
Coding region: 558-986 (142 amino acids)
Biological process (GO): positive regulation of DNA-templated transcription
Cellular component (GO): nucleus
Molecular function (GO): transcription cis-regulatory region binding; DNA-binding transcription factor activity
Source: RefSeq, a predicted model, not a curated record
UUUUAAAGAUUGAGUAACGUGCCUUUUUCUCCUCACCAAUAAGAACUUUUCUGGUUUCUCCUUCCUUGUCUCUUCCACAAGAGCCUCUGAUUUCAGAAUUUUCUUUUUCAUCAUUAUUUUGCUUAUUGAUUUCUUUGGCUAUUUUUCUGAUUCCUUUUACAUUUUAAUCUGCUGGGCAUUGACCAUUUCUGUUUCCUUUUCUUAUUCCAAAUAGGACUGCCUUUCUGUAACAAUCCCAUUUCUUGAAAUCACAUUUUCAAGACUUGUUUUUGUAUUGUUCAGAAAGACUAUACACUCCUUUGGUAUGUGUUUGAUUUUAUUUUUAAUAAUGAAUUUGGGGUUUCUCUAGCAAGAAUCAAUCUAUGAUCUCUGUGGUUUUCACCACCCUUUUGGGCAUUUGUCUUCUUCAAUCGUUCUCUGUAUUGUUUCUCUACCAUUUCUAUGUCAUUUCAUGAACACCCUUUUCCCUUUAACUGCUCUUGAUUUUAUUCUUGAGUCCCAAUUUUUCAUUGAAACCAAAACAACAUAAGAAUACUGAAGGAAACAGAGAAGAAAAUAUGUCAGCUUUAAGGCAAAGUGGUAGUAGUUCUGCAUCAGAAGGAGAUCAGAGAUAUGCAUGCAUGGAUGAAAAGAAAAGGAAAAGAAUGAUUUCAAAUAGGGAAUCUGCAAGGCGAUCAAGGAUGAAGAAACAAAAGCUUGUGCAAGAAUUGACAAAGGAAGUCAGCAAAUUACAAGUUGCCAACAGAACCAUUGUGGCUAAAAUUGAAGAGACUACAGAGAGGUUGACAUAUUGCACUGCUCAGAAUAAUGUGUUGAGGGCACAGGAAAUAGAGUUAACAGAUAGGUUAAAGUCUCUGAACGAUUUGAUUAAUCAUAGUGGUUUGGUUACUGAUGUUACUAAUGUUGCUGACUGUUUGCUGAAGCCAUGGCAGAUCACUUGUUCAAUGCAGCAAAUCUCUGCAUCUUCAGGCUUGUUCCAAUAUUGAAAUAUUCAAAAAAAAAGUUGGUUGUCUUUGUGGAUUAUUGGAUCCCUUUGCUUCACUUGUCCAUAUUUGUUUGUUUAGUGUUCAAUGCAACUAAUACCUAAGGUUUGUUUAAAUUUUGAUAUCAAUUGGUUGUCUUUAUGCCUA